UCUACAAUGUUCCGAAGGCUGCUGGAUAAUCACGCCUGCGCUGCGAUCCGGGCCGGAAAAUUCACAGGAAGAACAAGUGGAGCCUGGAGGAGCAACAAAGGGAGAUUCUAAUCAUUUGUUUGCUAAGGGCAAGGCUUUAUCUCUUUUAAGAUAGGCUGGGCAGUGAUUAGAGAUGAAGAAAUCACCGUUGCCAUUGCAAAAUAUAUGUGGAAAUGAGAAGAAGAUCAUCGGAAAGGAAGCACUGGUGAAGCUUUUGAGAUGGCAUUUUGGUUUUUCUGAUUUUAGAGGCAAGCAAUUGGAAGCUAUUCAAGCUGUCUUAUCAGGGAGAGAUUGCUUUUGUUUGAUGCCAACUGGAGGAGGCAAGUCAAUGUGUUAUCAGAUUCCUGCACUUGCAAAACCAGGGAUUGUGCUUGUUGUUUCUCCCUUGAUAGCCUUGAUGGAAAACCAGGUGAUGGCAUUGAAGGAGAAAGGAAUUGCUGCGGAAUUUCUAUCCUCAACGCAAACAUCACAUGUCAAAAAUAAAAUUCAUGAAGACCUGGAUUCUGGAAAACCAUCCACAAGGUUGCUGUAUGUUACUCCUGAAUUGAUUGCAACACCAGGAUUUACGUCAAAGUUAACAAGGAUUCAUGCUAGAGGUUCCUUGAAGCUCAUUGCCAUAGAUGAGGCACACUGCAUAUCAACAUGGGGCCAUGAUUUCAGGCCUAGCUAUCGUAAACUUUCAUCUAUGAGGAGUUGCCUUCCUGAUGUACCAAUACUAGCUUUGACCGCUACAGCUGUUCCUAAAGUUCAGAAGGAUGUAAUAGAUUCCUUAUGCUUGCAAGACCCUUUGGUUCUGAAAUCUUCCUUUAACCGUCCAAAUAUAUAUUAUGAAGUUAGAUAUAAAGAUCUCCUUGAUGAUGCCUAUGCUGAUUUGUCAUUCGUACUCAAAUCUAGUGGGGAUGUCUGUGCAAUUAUUUACUGCCUUGAGCGAACAACUUGUGAUGUCUUGUCUGCCCAUCUUUCCAAAAAUGGCAUUUCCUGUGCUGCUUACCAUGCAGGAUUGAACAAUAAAUUGCGAAGCUCUGUUUUAGAUGAUUGGAUGUCUUCCAAAAUACAAGUUGUUGUUGCUACAGUGGCUUUUGGGAUGGGUAUAGAUAGAAAGGAUGUCAGAAUAGUUUGUCACUUUAAUGUUCCGAAGUCGAUGGAAGCUUUCUAUCAAGAGUCAGGUAGAGCUGGUCGUGAUCAAUUGCCCUGCAGAAGUCUAUUGUACUAUGGAGUUGAUGAUCGCAAGAAAAUGGUAAGGUCACCAGCUUCAUCACUUCUAUCUCCAUUUAUUUGCUUUUCAUUUAUUAUAAGGUGCUUGGCUGAACCUAUAGAAGUAUAUUCCAUGACUCCUUUGUGGCAGGAAUUUAUUCUAAGAAGUGCUGCAAGCAAACAGUCAGAGUCCUCAAGUUCACAGGAUAGGUUGUCAAAAAAAUCCAUUUCUGACUUCAAUCAGAUGGUUGAGUAUUGCGAGGGUUCUGGAUGCCGUAGGAAAAAGAUUCUUGAAAGUUUUGGAGAACAGAUGUCUGCAUCGCUGUGUAAAAAAUCGUGCGAUGCUUGCAAACAUCCAAACUUAGUUGCCAAGUAUUUGGAGGAGCUCUUAACGGUUUGCACUUCUCAUCAGAGAAAUGGCUCUUCUCGAAUUUUUAUAAGCAGCUCCACAGAUAUGACUCAUGGAGAACAAUUCUCAGAAUUCUGGAAUCAUGAUGAUGAAGGCGGCACUUCUGAGGAAGAUAUAUCUGAUUCAGAUGAUGGUACUGAGAUUGUGAGGAGCCUAGCCGGUUCUAAGUUGUCAAGAAAAUCAGGAGUGAAGGACAAGAUUGAGUUCUUGCAGCAUGCAGAAGAAAAUUAUUAUCGCAAUAAAAACUCUGAUAAACAGGUCAAUAAGCUUGACAAGAAUGCUAUAUCAGAAACAAUGAGAGAAUCAAGCAGACAAAGAUUUUUAAAUGCUCUGAAGGAGGCUCAGCAACGCCUUGGCACCUUGAGCAUUGAAUUUGAAGCAUCGGCUGUCUUCUUUGAAAACCAGUGCUACAAGAAGUAUGGGAAGAGUGGGAAAAGUUUCUAUUAUUCUCAAGUUGCGAGCACGCUGAGGUGGAUAAAAAUGGCAAAUUCCUGUGAGUUAACUGAUCGGCUGCUGAGCGUUAUCCCUGCCCCUCUUGAGAACACCUUGCCCAAGGAAGAACCUCCUAAGGAACCAUCGCUGUUGUUGCAGAAUCACCCAAUGAAAGCUACUGAUGUAGAACUCCAUAGCAAUGUUGGAACAGAAACUACGAUGUGUAGUCCAUUACAAACACAAAAAGCUUCUUUGAGUGCUAGGUUGCCGGCCAUUCCUUCCUUCUCAGAGUUUGUGAACAGAAAAAAGACUAAAAACAAUAAUCCAGGUAUGUCAGAAAAUCAAUCACCCCAUAGUUCAAAGAAGAGCUCAGAGAAGAGGAUGAGGUUGCAAUAAGGCAAAUUUGGAGCGCUCUCUCUCUCUCUCUGUGCAGUUAUAUAUAUUGGAUUAACUGGUAGAUGUAUGAAACUCUGUUACAAAUUUUGAAAAAGCUAGACAAUUUUUAAUUAUAAUCCUCUUUCUUGAUUAA
Molecule: messenger RNA, 2603 nt
Organism: Manihot esculenta (cassava)
Lineage: Eukaryota; Viridiplantae; Streptophyta; Magnoliopsida; Malpighiales; Euphorbiaceae
Product: ATP-dependent DNA helicase Q-like 3
Exons: 20
Coding region: 173-2470 (765 amino acids)
Biological process (GO): double-strand break repair via homologous recombination
Cellular component (GO): chromosome; cytoplasm
Molecular function (GO): 3'-5' DNA helicase activity; nucleic acid binding; four-way junction helicase activity
Source: RefSeq, a predicted model, not a curated record